GUCAAGAAAGUUGAUUUAAACGACUGGCUUCCGAUCACCCAAUCCAGAAAAGGAAACUGGUGGUACUCUGCUUUUCAUAACGUCACCGCCAUGGUCGGCGCCGGAGUUCUUGGUCUCCCUUACGCCAUGUCGCAGCUCGGCUGGGGACCGGGAGUGGCGGUGAUAGUAUUAUCAUGGAUAAUAACGUUGUACACACUCUGGCAAAUGGUGGAGAUGCACGAGGAGGUACCAGGGAAGAGGUUCGACAGGUACCACGAGUUAGGGCAGCACGCUUUCGGGGAGAAGAUGGGUCUAUGGGUGGUGGUGCCACAACAGCUAAUGGUGGAAAUUGGUGUGAACAUUGUGUACAUGAUUACUGGUGGCAACUCUUUGAAGAAGAUCCAUGACUUGGCUUGCCAUGACUGCAAGCCCAUCAAGACUACUUACUUCAUCAUGAUCUUUGCUUCUGUUCACUUCUUUCUUUCCCAUCUCCCUAGCUUCAACUCCAUCACUCUUGUCUCUCUUGCUGCUGCUGUCAUGUCCUUGAGUUAUUCAACAAUAGCAUGGGUAGCAUCAGCACACAAGGGUGUAGUUCCAGAUGUUAGCUACGGGCACAGAGCGACAACCACAGCAGGCAACGUCUUCAACUUCUUAUCAGCCUUGGGGGAUGUGGCCUUUGCAUUUGCAGGCCACAACGUGGUGCUUGAGAUUCAAGCCACCAUCCCUUCCACACCGGACUGCCCGUCUAAGAAGCCAAUGUGGAAGGGCGUCGUUGUCGCUUAUUUGGUGGUCGCGCUCUGUUACUUCCCCGUUGCUUUCGUCGGCUACUUGGUCUUUGGAGAUUCUGUUCAAGACAAUAUUCUUAUAUCCCUCAACAGACCUGUUUGGCUUAUCAUUGCUGCCAACUUGUUCGUCGUCAUUCAUGCUAUUGGUAGCUACCAAAUCUUUGCUAUGCCUGUUUUUGAUAUGUUGGAGUCUUUCUUGGUUAAGCAAAUGAAGUUUCAGCCCUCUCGUUGCCUUCGUUUCGUCACACGAACUACUUACGUCGCCCUCACGAUGUUCAUUGCUAUGACGUUCCCCUUCUUCGGCGGACUUCUAAGUUUCUUUGGAGGCUUUGCAUUUGCCCCCACAACUUACUAUCUGCCUUGCAUUAUGUGGCUUGCCAUCAAAAAGCCAAAACGUUACGGCCUUUCUUGGUUUAUUAAUUGGAUAUGCAUAAUUAUUGGAGUGUUAUUGAUGGUGCUGGCCCCUAUUGGAGCAUUAAGGAAUAUCAUUCUUCAAGCCAAGACAUUCAAAUUUUAUUCUUGA
This is a messenger RNA of Cucumis melo (muskmelon), 1287 nucleotides long. Its product is annotated as lysine histidine transporter 1-like. The coding region runs from base 91 to 1287 and encodes 398 amino acids. Gene Ontology annotation, cellular component: plasma membrane. The transcript is spliced from 6 exons. The record is from RefSeq and is a predicted model, not a curated record. Lineage: Eukaryota; Viridiplantae; Streptophyta; Magnoliopsida; Cucurbitales; Cucurbitaceae.